AUGGGGGAUUCCCCGGGAACGGGUCAGACGGAAUCCACGCCGGAAGCGUCCCAAACGUUGAUGUCGUCUGCCUCGCCUCAUAAUCUGGUUCCGCCGCCGCCAUCUGAUUCCUCAAAAGAAGACCGUCAAGGGUCGUCGUCGUCGUCGUCGUCGCAAGAACAGCCACAGCAGAUCCCGUCAAAACGAGCCUCUCUCCCUCCACGUCCUCCUGGUGGUGCCCCCCGUCAUACCAAGCGUUUGACCUUGAACUUCCCCAUCAAUAUCCCUCAAGGAGCGGCCUUUGAUCCUAGCGCCUCGUCCUCACCCGCAGGACCCAUGACACCCAUUGCUCGAUCGUCCGCUCGCCAGUCCCCGGUGCACACCAUUUCCACACCAGCCCCGUUUGACGGCCAAGAUGAUGGGUCAAGCCUUUUGACUGCGAUCGCCUCGCAGGAGCGCAAGGUGCUCGAGCUUCGCGAAGAGCUCCACCGGGCGGAGUCGGAACUGGAUUCCCUGAAGAAACAAUGGACGUCGUCGGAGAAAAGCAAAAAACGGACGGAGAUCCAUCAUCGCGCCGAACAAUUACUUCCGCUCAAGUCCCCCGAUAGAAUAUCCACGGAGAACCUGGUCAACAGUAGCACACACAGUAGGGAAGAAAGCGCCAGCGGCGCCUCAACCCCUUCGAUCGUGGCCCAAGCCAGACUCAGCCGGGAGCUGGAACGACGACAAACUGUGCUCGCAGCUGCGGCCACGCAUGGGACUACAAUAUCUGCAAACGGGAGACGAGUCUUUCAAGGCUCCCAUGCACGUACCCUGUCUUUACUCUCCCCCACUCUGGGUUCUGCUGGCAGCAAGCGGAUCGGAUCGGAGUCCGGAUUAGGCGCAGUGGAUAAUGAGCGUGUAGGCCGGCCUCCACGAUCAGCCACUAUGCCUUCGGUCGACCGAAGCCCUGUCCCUCCUUCUGCUAUGGCGCCGACAGAGGAUAUGAUCUCACAGUGGCGCAAGACGAUGCCUCCGCCCUCACGGGACCUCCUCUUGCGCACCGGCAAACAAAUGGCAUCGGACCUGAAAGAAGGACUCUGGACAUUUUUGGAAGACAUCCGACAGGCUACAGUGGGAGACGAAGGGAUUUACGCCACCGAGUCACGGACGAUGCAGCCACCCCGAAAUCGGGAUUCAAGCUCGACCUCACGAAGCCGAGAUCGAUUGUCCGUACAAGGACGCAAGCCCUCACGAUCACCGUCAUCGGGAAAGAAAUCGGGGGCAAACACAACUGGUAAAGACUCCAAGUCGGCGGACAUAGACGCGACGUUCUGGAGUGAAUUCGGCAUUGAUUCACCUGGGCAGAAGUCUCCCAACGCUCACAGUACCUCCAAGGGCCCCAGCAGGCCGAACGCACCAGAAGAUCCAAGCCUCCUCGACGUUGAUGAGAGCUGGGAUGACUGGGAUACACCACAGCCCAAAAAGACGCAUACUCCGUCCUCGAGUCGGUCUACGAUAGAGUCGAAGCCGGAUCAGUCACCCACGACUCAGAAUAGCAGUCCUCGUACCAGCACUAGUUUCGGUGACUGGGGCCAUGAUAUCUUUGACCCCAGCGUAGCUGACGGCAUCCCCUGGCCUGCCAUUACGAAAAUGGCACCUUCCAAGCUAGCCCGGACAGCAUCAAACUUGAUGGCCGAAUGGGAGCGAAGUCUUUCUCCUUCAUCUGAGCGCAACAGCCCGCUGUCCUCUUCAGCCCCUGGAAAAGACAGCAAGAAAGACUGA
Messenger RNA from Aspergillus ochraceoroseus IBT 24754, 1743 nucleotides. Its product is annotated as DUF4048 domain-containing protein. The transcript is spliced from 2 exons. The coding region runs from base 1 to 1743 and encodes 580 amino acids. NCBI's taxonomy places the organism in Eukaryota, Fungi, Ascomycota, Eurotiomycetes, Eurotiales, Aspergillaceae. The record is from RefSeq and is a predicted model, not a curated record.